UUCUAUCGAGUGAUCAUGUGAGGUCUUUCAGGAGUGGGAGUUUUCAAGAAGAAAUGGUUUGCGGUGAACUCUGCCUAAUAACUAGCACUGCCGUCUUUGCCACAGUCAUAGCACUGUUUUGGCUGGUGUAUAAUUUCUUGAGAAUUGACAGUUCAAAGGUUAGGCUCCUGAAAAUUCUUCAAAGUCCAGUUUGUUUAUAAUAUAUUUCCAAAGUAAAGUAUGGCAUCACUAAAGACGUUUGCUGUACAAAAAAACGGGGGACUUAUGGUUGUGCUCAUUCAGAGAAAUUUCUGUGCUUGGUCUAAAGCAACUCAUCAUGGAAUUAAGUGUAUGAUAUUUCAAAGAACACUAAAAACUGCUCAGGUAGAUGAGAAUUCCAAAAGACAUGGUGGAGAACUUGUAGCUGAAGUACUCCAGUCUCAUGGGGUGAAAAAUGUCUUCACUCUUUGUGGUGGUCACAUUUCACCUAUCCUUGUUGCUUGUGAGCAGAAAGGAAUCAAGGUCAUUGACACAAGACAUGAGGUAAACGCUGUAUUUGCAGCUGAUGCUGUUGCAAGGCUUUCUGGGACUGUUGGUGUGGCUGCUGUGACUGCUGGUCCAGGAUUAACAAACACAGUGACAGCUGUUAAAAAUGCACAAAUGGCAGAAUCACCUUUGUUGUUGAUGGGUGGGGCAGCAGCAACACUUCUCAAGGGUAGAGGUGCAUUGCAAGAUAUCGACCAGAUGUGUUUGUUCAAGCCCUUAUGCAAAUACACAGCUACAAUCAAGAGAGUUGCUGACAUCAUACCAACACUGAAAAAGGCAUUACAGGCAGCUCAGUCUGGGACACCAGGACCAGUUUUUGUAGAGUUCCCAAUUGAUGUUCUUUACCCAUACCAUUUAGUUAAAAGGGAAGCUGGAAUAAAGGAGAAUCCUGUUGGUUUGCUUCCAAAAAUUGUCAAUUGGUACAUUACAAGGCAUGUUAACAACCUAUUUGCUGGUGCUUGGGAAAAGCGUGAUAGCUCACCACUUCCUGUUGAUAUACCUAUGCCAUCAGACAACCAAGUUUCGGAAGCAAUAUCAAUUAUCAAGAAGGCUAAAAAGCCUUUGAUCCUACUUGGAAGCCAGGCAACCCUUCCUCCAGUCAGCGCUGAUAAAUUACAACAGGCCAUUGAGGCCUUGGGAAUCCCCUGUUUCCUUGGCGGCAUGUCGAGGGGCCUUCUGGGUAGGAACAGCCCGCUGCACAUAAGGCAAAGACGGAGAGAUGCUUUGAAAGAGGCUGAUGCUGUCAUUUUGGCUGGGACUGUUUGUGAUUUCCGAUUGUCUUAUGGUCGAGUUUUGAAUCGGAAAUCGAAAAUCAUUGCCGUUAACAGAGACAAAACACAACUGAUGAAGAACGCAAGUGUAUUCUGGAAUCCAAAUUUAGCUGUGCAAGCUGAUCCUGCCAGUUUACUGGUCUCGAUUCAACAGAAGAUCGGAAGUUACAAAGUGGAUACAGAAUGGGCCACCAUGUUGAAAGACAGGGAUAACGAAAAAGAAAAAAGCAACAGUGAUAAGGCAAACGAUCCAGCUGGAGAGUUUUUGAAUCCAAUCAAAGUUUUACACCGUUUGGAAGAGACCAUUUCUGAUGACUCCAUUAUCGUCGCAGAUGGGGGUGAUUUCGUCGGCUCUGCCGCUUAUAUUCUCAGACCACGUGGACCAUUGCGCUGGCUGGACCCUGGUGCAUUUGGCACUCUUGGUGUUGGUGGUGGUUUUGCCCUCGGUGCAAAGUUAUGCCGACCCGAAUCUGAAGUCUGGAUCAUUUAUGGUGAUGGAUCAUGUGCCUACAGUGUUGCCGAGUUCGAUACAUUUGCAAGACAUAAGGCUCCAGUUAUAGCUCUUGUUGGUAAUGAUGCUUGCUGGUCACAGAUUGCGAGGGAGCAAGUGCCUAUGUUUGGAACACCUGUUGGAUGCCAAUUGGCUCAUACAAAUUAUGACGUCGUUGCUAAAGGGUAUGGCGGAGAAGGACUGAAGAUUGAAAAGGGCUCAAAUGAUGACAUCGACGAGGUUUUCAAGAAAGCUCAAGACCUGCAGAAGCAAGGCAAGCCCGUGUUAAUCAAUGCUCUGAUUGGAAAGACUGAUUUUAGAGAAGGAUCCAUUUCAGUUUAGGAGUUUGAAAGAGAAUGAAAUAUUUUAUAUGUAGAUGAAAAAUUCGUGAUUUAAUGAUGAUAGUUUAUUGAGCAAAAGUCCUUUUUUCUAUCAGAUUCGUUUGAAAAUCAUUGUGUGAAAGUAUUAAGUCCAUCUUUGCAUGAGAAAUGUUUUGCUACCAGAAAUGAA
Messenger RNA from Rhopilema esculentum, 2295 nucleotides. The record is from RefSeq and is a predicted model, not a curated record. NCBI's taxonomy places the organism in Eukaryota, Metazoa, Cnidaria, Scyphozoa, Rhizostomeae, Rhizostomatidae.